GACAAUGCAAAGGAAAAAGACAAGUGUCAUAUGACAAUAUGCAGAGAUUAGCACGUGAUGAAACGAAACAAAAUAAAAGCAAAGCAAACAGGAAAUCGUUCACUAUCGCCUCUACAGACGACCAGAAGUGUCGCUUCACGAGAGUGCACAGGCCAUGAUGCUCGGGAGCUUGCUUUUUGUCGUGUGUUGUAGCACAGCACUGGCCCAUUUCAAUACAAAUCUAGACCAGCACUGGGAGUUGUGGAAGAAGACACAUAACAAGUUUUACUACUCCAGUAAGGAUGAGGAGCUUGGAAGGAGGGAGUUGUGGGAGAGAAACCUUGAACUUAUCACCCUUCACAACCUGGAGGCCUCCAUGGGCCUGCAUUUAUAUGAUCUGGGCAUGAACCACAUGGGUGACAUGACAACGGAGGAGAUUCUGCAGUCAUUUGCCACGACUCGUGUCCCUCCGGGCUUUAAGAGGCAAACAGCAGAAUUUGUGGGCUCUUCUGGGGCUCCUGUCCCAGACUCUCUGGACUGGAGAGAGAAGGGAUAUGUCUCCAGUGUGAAGAACCAAGGUGCAUGUGGUUCAUGUUGGGCAUUCAGCGCCGUUGGGGCUCUUGAAGGUCAGCUGAUGAAGACCACAGGAAAGCUGGUCGACCUCAGUCCUCAGAAUCUGGUGGACUGUUCCUCCAGUUACGGCAACAAGGGCUGCAAUGGUGGUUGGAUGACUGAUGCCUUCCAGUAUGUUAUUGAUAAUGGAGGAAUAGACUCAGAAUCGUCUUACCCUUAUAAAGGAGUGCAAGGGCCGUGCAGAUAUGAUCCAUCACAGCGUGCAGCAAACUGCACCAAAUACUAUUACGUCAGUGAAGGAGAUGAGGAGGCCCUGAAGCAGGCUGUCGCCAACAUUGGGCCCAUUUCAGUGGCCAUUGAUGCCACCCGCCCUCAAUUUGUCUUUUACCGCAGUGGAGUUUACAAUGAUCCAUCCUGCACCAAAAAGAUAAACCAUGGAGUUUUGGCUGUGGGAUACGGUGCGAUUGCUGGACAGGAAUUUUGGUUGGUCAAAAACAGUUGGGGUGCUGGAUUUGGAGAUGGUGGCUACAUCCGUAUGGCCAGAAAUCAGAACAACAUGUGUGGCAUCGCCUUAUACCCAUGCUAUCCGGUUAUGUAGCUGAAAUCCUGUUAAAAUUAUGAAUAUAUCAAAAUAAGAUUCAAGAUGUAUUAUUUUAUAAUCUUAUUUCUUAACUGUAAAUGUGUUAAAUAUGUUUUCCCUCAAAUUCUAUUGUCUUUUAAAAAUGUCCUAAUAUGAAUGUCUUAAAUAUAGAAUUUUAAAUCUUUUUUUCUUUCUUUCCUUUUUUUGUCUUGUAAAUCUUUAAAAGGAAAUAUGCUUUCACUCUGUUCAGUAUGUUAUGUUUACAAAUGACUUGGUUUUAUUCAGUGCAACAUCACCACGAACAGUUUUACACGAUGGAUUUUUCAAGAUCAGCACACAAUGUCCAGUUAUGAUUGACAUUUAAAUUGCUGUGAAUUUUACACCUUUGGUUGAUUAGGUACAUUAAUAAGGUAACAUAAGGGAGAGAAUGGCAUAACAUGACACAGAAAACACUUGCUACCCUUUAAAUCUGUUUAUCUGAACCAUUAAUAAGUGGAUCUCCAGAUGCCAAAGAUGCCUUGAGAGAAUGAAUUCUGUCAGCCUAUGUUAUGAUCCAACAAUCAAGUUUGCUAAAAUCACAUUUUUAUUGGUUAUAUGACACCGCGAAAACAUAAUUGCAUCAUAUUUGUAGAGACAAACAUAUUUAACAUUUGCUUGGGUCUACCUGUACAGUUUUGGCACAGCGCCACCUAUUUGUCAAAAGUGAUAAACCAUUCAUUAACCAUUAAUAAUGACAUUUUUAAAAAUGAUUAUAACCUGUCACUACAUUAGCUUAUUGUAAUGAAACUUGGGUCAUGACAAGAACAUAGAUACAAAUUUUGCCAUAGUCGGCCGAACUUCCUGUCCUCCAUUUUGAUUUGUUGAAAACCUACUUUUUCAAACUCCUCCUAGCCAGUUGGUCCGAUUUUCACCAAAAUUGAGUCAGAUCGUCUUCAGACUGUGCUGACAAAAAUUAUGGAUUUCACGUUGAUAGACAAAACCAUUUUUGUAUUGCAUUGCAACAAGCUUGAGGCAUGAUGUCAAAAUGACUCUGAGGCUGUAUCUCUGCAAAGCUGACCCAGAAUUUGCGCUCUGCAUUUAACCCAUCCAAAGUGCACACACACACCCAGAGCAGUGGGCAGCCAUUUUAUGCUGCAGCACCCAGGGAGCAGUUGGGGGUAUUGCUGGCCUGAGACUCGAACCCACAACCUUAAGGUUAGGAGUCAAACGCUCUAACCAUUAGGCCACGACUUCCCCUAGACUAGCGGUUGAAGUUGUGAUUUUCCAGCCAUUUUGAGUGAAAUCACCAUAAAUUGCUUUAAUUACUCAUUGCUGCAGUUGGUCUAACACUCUGUGCCACGCUUAGCUCCUCAUUUUGCCUCUUUUGUGCUUGGCCCCUAAAUUGCUAUAUUUAAUUUAAUAUUUAUUAAUCAUUGUUUAUUUUUCUAUUUGACAAUAAAUUGUUUAAUUAAUAUAGCCUAAUAAUGAAAUAUUAGUAUUAAGAGGCAAAGAGUGAAUUUUGUGGGCUCUACUGGGGCUGCUAUCCCAGACUCUCUGGAUUGUAGCGGGAUAUGAAGCUUGAAGAUGCAGGUCUGUUUGAAACUAUGCUAACUGAUAUCUGCUCAAGCUUUGUGUCUUUUUUUUAUUAAAAAAGAAAAGGAAAAACAAGUAUAAUCAACUAUACAAAUAGUAUAUUUGGAUGGUAAAGUAUUCAUUGGAAAUAGUAUAAAGAAGCAUACACACAUACACAUACAGAUAUGCAUCCAAAACAAUACACACAUAUACCGGUUCAAAAAUUGGUUCAAUGUUUGCACACCCAUGAUUUAUAUAAUUAGUCGGAAUCUAGAGAGGACAUAGAGUCGUAAAGAUUUAGAAUUGGGUUCCAAGUUUUAUAAAAUUUAUCAGUUGAGCCCCGAGUAGCAUAUUUCAAUUUUUCAAGUGAAAGGAAUGACAUCAGAUCCUUUAACCAAGAGGUAGUUGGGGGAGGGGUUGGACACUUCCAAUGUAACAAGAUGCACCUUCUAGUUAUAAGAGAAGCAAAGGCAAUAACCUCUGCUUUCUGCCUUGUGAUAGAAGACAAGUGAGACACGCCGAAGAUGGCAACUAUAGGACAUGGAGAUAAAGAAUUAGAUGUUGUUUUUGAUGUUGCUCUCAUGAAGUGAAUUGACCACAGUCUCUGUCAGAGAACUCAACGUCAUCGUUUUUUCUUUAAUUUCACUUCCUUUAUAUAUUUUUGUCCAGUAAGUGUUUCAACAAAUUUAUUUCCCCUUUCCUGUAACUUCCUCUAUUUGGAAAUUCAGAAAGCAAGAACUAAAGACUGAUUGGUCAAAAUGCUGUUUCUGCACCUUCACAAGCCAUUAAUUUGUUCCUGUUUAAGUAGUUUUCUCAUGCUUCACUCUUCUAUCAGGAUGCAGUUCAUGUUUGGCAUUCAGCUCUGUUGAUGUUCUUGCAGAUCAGCUGAGAAGACCACAGGAAAGCUGGUUGACCUCAGAAUCUGGUGGACUGUUCUUCCAGUUACAGCAACAAGGGCUGCAGUGGUGGUUUUAUGAAGCCUCACAUCUGUCCACCACAGGAGAUUACAAUGACCUGACCUGUACAAAAAACGUGAACCAUACAGUGCUGUCUGUGGGAUAUGGUGAUUGCUGGACAGGACUUUUGGCUGUUGAAAAACAAUCAGAGUGAUUGUAAAGUUUUGUGACCAUUAAUUGACUGGGUAUGAUUUUGUUUUUUGAAAUGUACCCACUCAAAGGCUUGUAAAAGCAGAACCGUAAGAAGUUUACUGUUUUAUAGUCUAAUUUCUUGGUUGUAAAUGUGUGUUCUGUAUGUGGUUUUACAUUUCCAUUGCCUUUUAAAAAUCCAAAUGUAUUUUAUGAAUCUAACAAAAUAAAUAUGAAAUUUUUAA
Molecule: messenger RNA, 4013 nt
Organism: Cyprinus carpio (common carp)
Lineage: Eukaryota; Metazoa; Chordata; Actinopteri; Cypriniformes; Cyprinidae
Product: cathepsin S-like
Biological process (GO): immune response
Cellular component (GO): lysosome
Molecular function (GO): cysteine-type endopeptidase activity
Source: RefSeq, a predicted model, not a curated record